Messenger RNA from Sclerotinia borealis F-4128, 2739 nucleotides. Lineage: Eukaryota; Fungi; Ascomycota; Leotiomycetes; Helotiales; Sclerotiniaceae. The record is from the annotation of a GenBank genome assembly.
AUGCAGAGUCAAUUCUCCAGUACUACAACAAUCAUGACUUAUCCACCUCAAUCUGGUUCACAAAGUCCAACACUUACUGAACCAGAUAUGAUACUUCCGCUACAUAAUGAAUUGAGUUACGACUCCGAUUUCUCAUCACGGCAUACAUUAUUUCAAUCUCUUUCCUUGUCGGGGGAUGCAUGGCAAUCGCAACGACCCACUACGAGUAGUUCCGAUCAUUUACUUGGAACGCCUCCUAGGACACCAACUACACCAAUUAUAUACGGGAAUGGAACAAUGUUAUCUGAUAUAGGCGAAGUUACAGAGGCGGAAAGUACACCAGGAGGAAAGAAGUUACCUGGUCCUGCCGAGCGAAGGUUUAUCAAGCAGCAGCAGCAAUUUCAAAACGGUCAUCGAAUAAGUUCAACAUCCUUGGGUCAUGAAUUGAGGAGAUCAGGAACCAAGACUGGAACACACGAAAGAAAAAUAUCAGUGGAAUCUACAAGUACCGUUACUUCAGAACCACAAUCUGCCAUGUUUGGAGAUGUCGAUGAUGCAGUUAGUGUGGACGAUAGUAAUUUCCAGGGUGAUGAUGAGGAGAGUGUCGCGGAAUCUUAUACAGAUCAUUAUCGCAAAGAACUCUUUGAACAGGAGACGCGCAGAUUAUCACGCCGUGAAGGAAGUAUUGGAGAGGGGGAAGAUGAUCAGAAUUCGAGUGCAGCUUUGAGUAGGAGGGCGGAAGAAAUUUUAUUGAAUGCCAAACGUCGACUUAAUAACAUGGAAGGGAAUUUAACACGAGCGCGAAGCUCUCUUUACGUAACGCCCUCUAUUUCCAUGCCUUCGAUUUACAGCAGUAGUCCUUUAACCAAUCCAUCUCUUUUGAAAAUCGAUCGACGCAUGAGUGGUAUACCUUCGAGACAACGAUCGUUUUCCAAUUAUCAUACAGAUUCGACAUCUUCAAGUCCUAGCCAUUCAAGGGUCUGGAGCGAAAAUAAUAUAUCUCCUUCGCGAGCAACAGCAUUUCCAGUUCGCGCCUCGAGCGCGGCAGCUACAUAUAGAGCGAGAAGUGGUAUGGGAUUGCACGCAGCAAAUUCAGCAUCACCACUUUCUCCAGGAGUAAUUCAGGAGGAGAGCAAUGAAAAUGGAAGGCCAUCAGGAUCCGGGCAAUCUUCGCCACAUAACAAAAUUCCUACUUUGCUAGCAUCGCAUCUUGAACCGUUAGCCGAGGAUGGAGUUCCUGAGUUCGACAACAGGACUAAUGGCUGGACUGAUACUGAUAGAGAAUAUGCAACUCCACGGGAAGUGCAUGGCUUGAGUCGUUCUUCGUCAACUUCAAGCAUGAGAAUGCAUGAUAUACAGCAUCAAAUGCAUGACUUGAAAGGAAGAUUAUCAAUGCUGCGAGAUCGUGCUAGAGAUGAUAACAUGAAGCGCCGCAGUCUCCAAAGUUUACGUACGCCUAGUCCAUUCACAGCAGGAGAACAGUGGUAUAGUGGAGGUGGUAAUGGUCAAGAGGAUGCUGCCAAAACAGAUGCAGCCGUAGAUCAUGGUCAGUCGAAUGAAGUUCAAAGUGAUGAUCAUUCGAAGGAUAUAAAUACCGUACAAUCGGUUCAAGUAUCUACGAGACAAGCUCCAAAGUAUGCUGAAUCGGACGCUACGAGCAUAUAUGAGGAUGUUGGUGAGAGCCGGGUGAAUUCACCGGAGCUAGCGAGCCCACGUCAGAAUCAAACACCGAGAGUGGAAGAGGAAGGUUAUGAUACUUGUUCAGAGGAGUCCGAAAUUUCGAGUAUCGAUAGCUACAGUGAUGAUGAGCCAGAAGCAUUAAACCAAUGUGACAAAGAAGAUAAUACUGAUGCAUCAAUAUAUCACGAAUCAUUAUCUGAGCAGAUAUCACAUGAGGAUCGCGAAGAUGCAUUCGAUUACGAACAUUUCUUCCUACACAGCGCGAUGGGUACGAUGAGUCGACAAAGGCGAGGCAGUAUCAGCUCAGAGGAUUCUGUAGAAACUACACGGGGGCCUACAGCUCCAAUGCCUCUUGUGGAGAAUGGCCAUGGGCCUAGUCAACCAGCAUCCAUUGUGCAUCUUAGAUCCGAUAGCAAAACUUCGAUCUCUAGUUUAGCCACUUUUGCAACUGCCAAGUCAAGCAUUGACGAGGACGAGGACGAAGACAGUGAAGAUGAUGAGGAUCCUUUCGAUCUAACAGUCCCUAUUGCCGAUACUCGCGGGGUCGCUACCCCCGACUCGCCUACAAUCGCUCCUUACAAGCCAACGACAGGCACUCCCAUUGCGACCAAACGGUCCACGUUCGGCUCUUUACCCACAAAUACCAUAAUCAACGACUACCACGAUAUCGGAAUAGCUCGAGGCUCUGGACUAUACGAUAUCGACAUCAGACCCAGCAUACACUCCAGAAAUCUUUCCCUCGAUUCCGCCGCGUCCACCAGCACAGCCCGUAGUUUCCCUUUCUCAACCAAGCCCAAAGAACUCCCCAAUACCUUCACCCCACCAGGCACCGCCUCCAGCACCGAUUCUCACCCAGCGCGCUCCACAUCCCUCGAAAACAACCGCAACAAUACACAGCCAUCACCGGUCUACAUGCUUUCCUCUGACGACCAAAUUCUUGUUGAGCGAUUAGUCGCUAGUGUGGGCAAAUGCGUUUUGGGUUUACAGAACACCGAAGCUGGAAAUUAUGACUCGAGAAUAUGGAGACGGAGAUUGGAUGCUGCGAGGAGGGUUUUGGAGGGUGAAGAGGGUGCUGUUUAA